Molecule: messenger RNA, 801 nt
Organism: Caenorhabditis elegans
Lineage: Eukaryota; Metazoa; Nematoda; Chromadorea; Rhabditida; Rhabditidae
Gene: Y55D5A.4
Product: MATH domain-containing protein
Exons: 4
Coding region: 2-601 (199 amino acids)
Source: RefSeq, marked reviewed
AAUGACUGGCUUAUUAAAACGUUCGGCUACUAUCAAUGAGGCGACACGUACCCGCCGUCACAAAUUUGCGCUGAAAUAUGAUUUGAACAAUAAUACUGAGCAAAAAGAGCUCGAGGCUCAAGAAUGCCCAUCGGGUGCCGGAAUGAGCGAGACUUUUGUCUGGGAUUGGCCGUUUUCUAGUGAUGGAACCGCCCCGGGAGCCUACACCCCUGAAAAGUUCCUUGUCUGUCUCCCAUUCAACAAAGGAGGAACUGGAGAGAAAAAUGGAACUACAAAAAAGUUCGAGAGAAUUGCCGAGUCGGAUUUUUCCUGGAGCAUGGGUUUGUCACGUGACGCCGAGCUGGGCUCCACGUGUUUUUGGAGACUCGAGAUCGAAAUUAUCCGGAAUAUGAAUGCUGUCGUGCUGAUUGCUUCGAGAGAUAUCAGCCGAUACAACGAGAAUACAAAGCGUCUGAAGCGUGUCAGAAAAAUGUAUCGCCUGCCGGACUACUAUGACGUCACUACAGUGACCACAACAAUGUACGACUGGGCAGUUAUUGUGGAGGCGCAGAAAAAAUCAAUCAAUAGACCAACAAUGCGACGAGCCUCCACUUUUAUCUAAUUUUUGGAAAUUGAAAAUUUUCCAAAAAAAAAAAAAUGUUUUUAAUUUUUUUUUUGGAAAAAAUUUUCCCCUCAUAUUUUUUUUGCGAAUUGUACUCCUCAUGUAGUACGGACCCGAAAUCUUUCAAAAAAUUUUGUAAAUUUUCAUGUAUUUAUUGUGCUAUUCACAUCACAACCGUUACCGAAUGAAAAAGUUUGAAA